AUGGAAUCUUUACAAGCUGUGGCUCUGUUGGAGGAAAUGCACCACUGGGAUGGGGUUUGAGUUUUAUAGGUUUGUUCCACUUGCAGUUCACUCUCUGUUUUAUGUUGUUGGCUGAAGAUAUGAUCUUUCAGCUUCCUGCUCCAACUGCCUGCUGUCAUGCCUCCUCUUGUCAUUAUGAUAUUCAACUCUGGAAUUGUAGGCUAAAGAUAUCUUAAGUUCUGGGUCGUAGUAGUUUUAUCUCAGAAACAGGAAAGUAACCAACACAACAUUAAAGAAAGGAAUUCUUUUGUCCUGUUAAUUAAAAUGUCUAUUAGUCUAGCUGUUAUGAAAAUCAUUAUGGAUAUUCUUCAAAACCCCAAAAAUAGAACUAUCAUGUGAUUCUGUGAUACCACUUACAUAUCUAUUGGAGGAAUAGAUGAUACAUGAAUAUUCAUAUUUAUUUCAGUACUAUCCACAAUAAGCUAUAUGUGGAAUUAGCCAACCCAUAGAUCAAUGAAAGAAUAAAGGAAGUAUUGUAUAAUAGGGGUAUUAGUCAAGCAUGAAGAAGAAAAUUAUUUCAUUAGAAGGAAAAUGGGAAAAAAACCUGGAGGACAGUCUGUUAGACAAAAUAAGCCAGACUAAGAAACACAAGUAUAACAUUUCUUCCAGUGAUUGAAGAAUUUAACAUUAUGUAUAUAUAAUGAAAGUAGAAAAGAGACUAUUUUCGGCUGGGGUGACCAGUGGGAAAGAAGAAGAAGAGGGAGAGAGAUCACUGUAAUAAGCAAAUAAAUUACGUUCAUGCGUGAAAAUAUCCGUAAAGAAAACUAUUCUUUUGAAUAAUUACUAUGCUCUAAAAAGAAGUAGCUGCAACUUAUGCUUAUUUUUACAGUACUAUCUACAAUUGAAAAGAUCUGGAAUCUUCUUAGGAUCUCAUAAAGAAAUCACGAUGCAAAGGCUUUUCCUAAGGAAGGAAUAUAAAUGCUAAAGAUGGGAAGUAACAGAACAAACAGUAUGAGAACAAAGUACAUUUAUUUGCAAAUGCUGUUUCAGUUCUCUCUCUUUGCAACCACCUAUAUCUUUUGGCAGGAGCCAUAAUUCCACAGUUUUUCUUGAUGAACAUACUGAGAUAUUCAAGAUGGGCAGCAAUAGUACCAGCACUGCUGAGAGUAAUUGCAAUGCCACUAAUUUGACAUUUCAGAACUCUCUGUAUGCAACCACCUACAUUUUCAUAUUCAUCCCGGGUCUCCUGGCUAACAGUGCAGCCCUGUGGGUUCUGUGCCGCUUCAUCAGCAAGAAGAAUAAAGCCAUCAUUUUCAUGAUCAACCUCUCAGUGGCAGACCUUGCUCAUGUCCUGUCCUUACCUCUUCGGAUUUACUAUUAUAUCAAUCAUCACUGGCCAUUCCAGAGGGCCCUUUGCCUGCUGUGCUUCUAUCUGAAAUAUCUCAACAUGUAUGCCAGCAUUUUUUUCUUGACCUGCAUUAGCCUCCAGAGGUGCCUCUUUCUUCUCAAGCCAUUCAGAGCCAGAAACUGGAAGCGGAGGUACGACGUAGGCAUCAGUGCUGCUGUCUGGAUCAUUGUGGGGACUGCCUGUUUGCCACUUCCCAUCCUAAGAAGUGCUGGCUUAGCUAAUAACAGUGAAUCGUGCUUUGCUGAUUUAGGGCUUCAUGACAUUAGUAUGGCUUCAUCCAUUGGCAUGGUAACUGCAGCUGAACUUGGAGGGUUUGUAUUGCCUGUAGUAAUUAUUACGUAUUGCACAUGGAAAACAAGAAAAUCUUUACAGGAAUUCCAAGAUCCACCUCAGAAUAUUAAAGAGAGGAAAAAGGCUUUGAGAAUGGUUCUAAUGUGUGCAGUGGUAUUCAUAGUCUGCUUCACUCCUUACCAUCUCAAUUUCCCGUUCUUUAUGAUGGUAAAGCAACGUGUCUUCUCAAACUGUUCCUUUAUUAAGAGCACUCUAUAUUUCCACAUCAUUUCCUUGUGUCUUGCAAAUCUGAAUUGCUGUCUUGAUCCAGUUGUGUAUUAUUUUAUGACUUCAGAAUUUCGCGAUCAAUUUUCAGAACAUGGGAAUUUGGUCAUCCAGUCAUGUUUGCGUUGUAAAGACAGUACUCUGGAAAUUCGUCAGAGGAAGGAGAAUCUUCAGACUAUCUCUCUGGAAUGUUUGGAUGUUCCAACACAAUGUGAUGAAAUGGCUGUUUAAAGUAAUCUAUAUACAGUGUCAGUUGAGCCAUUUCAAAGUUAUACUGGGUAUCGUGAAGAAACUCGGCCACUUCUUUCAAAAUAAUGUCUACAGGCGUUCUCUAUGCCAAGAUUAUUAAUGGACUUGAGAAAAAAACUAUCUUCACACAAUGUGAUAAUCUAGAGACAUAAUCACAUAUCUGUUCCUCAGUAAUGGGACCAAUAGUCUCACCUUUAAAUGAGAAAAACAAAACACAUUACAAUCUAGUGGACAUGUACAAGUUAUGCCAACCUUAAAAAGUCUACAUUAGAAUAUGACCCUAUCUUUAUUUAGAAAACCUACACUACUUUAGCCAAUUGUUUUACAGAGUGAUGGCUUUUCACAUUGAUACAAAUUAUAGAAAUUAGCGACAGUAUAACUUAAAAUAUCUGUAAGAUUAUCUUUUUUCCCACCUCGAAGAAAAAAAUAUCAAUUUAGAUGAGCCUCUCAAAAUCACCAUUGAAUCCACAGACAAUGCGAACACCUGAAAUAGAACUGUGCUCCACGUAUUUAAAAAUGAGGUUAAAGGCUUAAGACAAAAACUCUGUCUGAAUGAUUGUGAGUUUGUGAUAUGAUACACAUUUUUGUUUACUAUCACUAAUUUGGAAAUAUUCUCAUAUAUCUUUCUUAAGAUCCACCUGGCUAGGUGUAUUAUUUCAUAUGUAACUUCACUAGAUACAUUUAAAUUGACAGGUUAAUGAAGACUCACACAACUCAUACAGUUUUCAUUUUGGUAAGAUUUAGUUGAGCCUAAUUAUUUUUGAGUAGAAUAUACGAAUGAACUGAAUCAAAUUUUAUCAUUAGUGCAGAACAAAUAUCGCCACUUAAAAAACCCUGUAGCUGAAUUAUUACUAAUAUAAAUCAUUCACACUGGAAAAUUUGAAUCUUUCCAUUUUCAAAUAUUGGGUAUCAUUAAAACGAAAUUUUAUAAAACUGUGGUUAGUUUUAUAAAUUACUGUUUUUGUCUUGUCUCUCCUUUUUUGGUGUCUACUUUUUUCAAGUAGCCUUUAACUUUUAUUAUAUUUUUCGGUUAGCAUAUAAAGGAAUGGAUUUCAUGGUGAUAUUUUCGUAUGCAUAUAUUAUCAUACUUGGUUUUUAUUUGCUCCCCACAGCCUUCCCUUGGUGACCCUCCAAUUCCUGUUGGUACCUUCCUUCCAAAUUCUCUUUUUUUGCACUCUUAAUACAAGUGUUUAUUACAUCUUGUAUUUGAUUACCUCCUUUAUCAUAUUUUGUAUGCAUCCUGUUUACAUCUCUCCUUCCCCUCUUUACUUUUAUGUUUUACAUAUAUAUUGCAUAUUAUAAAUAUAUGAUUGAAAAAUGUGAUAUUUGUCUGACUUAUUUUGCUUAACACACUGAUAUUCAGUUCCCAAAAUGUAAUUUAAUUCUUCUUUACUGAUCAAUAAAAUUCCAUUGUUUAUACAUACUACA
This is a messenger RNA of Rattus norvegicus (Norway rat), 3619 nucleotides long. It is a transcript of the gene P2ry10b, whose product is annotated as P2Y receptor family member 10B. NCBI's taxonomy places the organism in Eukaryota, Metazoa, Chordata, Mammalia, Rodentia, Muridae. The record is from RefSeq and is a predicted model, not a curated record. Gene Ontology annotation, biological process: G protein-coupled receptor signaling pathway; signal transduction. Gene Ontology annotation, molecular function: G protein-coupled receptor activity. Gene Ontology annotation, cellular component: plasma membrane; membrane.